This is a messenger RNA of Brassica rapa (field mustard), 795 nucleotides long. RefSeq names its product agamous-like MADS-box protein AGL53. The record is from RefSeq and is a predicted model, not a curated record. Gene Ontology annotation, molecular function: protein dimerization activity; DNA binding. NCBI's taxonomy places the organism in Eukaryota, Viridiplantae, Streptophyta, Magnoliopsida, Brassicales, Brassicaceae.
AUGAAUUCUCUUUCUUCUUCUGCUUCUAGUUCGACAAGGAUGAAGAACAACAACAAGCUCUCUGUCAGAAACCAAACCCGUUUCAAGAAAUCGUUCUUGUUGUUAAGAGAGAAGACCAUUCUCAAAAAAGCGUUAGAGCUUUCCAUUCUCUGCGACAACGAUAUUUGUGUGAUACAUUACGACCGUGAAGGAAACCUCGUCAACACUUACCCUGAAGAUCAGUGCCAAGUCAAAGACAUUCUCGAGAGGUAUAACAAUUUGAGCGACACAGAAAAAAUCAAGAAAAACACAAAUCUUUCACAGUUCUAUAACAAGAAACUCGUUGACGAGAAGAGGAGAUCUCUUACGGACGCAGAGGAACGCAAAAGGUUCACAAAGAAAGUUGGUGAGUUCAAGGGUUCCUUGGAACAUAAGUUACAGAUAGUAAAAGAUAGGGUUCGUGACCUUCUUUAUUCCCAGAGCACUUGUCUUGAUGUUAUGUCUGAACAAAAUCACAACGUUCCGGCGUCUUCUUCUGGCUUUGUCUUCCCAAACGAGUUAUCUGAUCCACGGAUGAAUUUUACUCCGCACGAUCUUGAUCAACAACAAUCAUUCACGAGUCUUCUCAUGAGUGGUGAUCAUGUGUCAGCAAAUACCGAUCAAUACCUCCUGAGCCCUGCUUCUUGCGCAACUGAUUCGUCCAAUCACGAGAGCAAAUUCUCAGUCUUUGUGUUUAACCAUGAAACGGCUACGUUUACUCAACUUCCCAACUCUGCUUCUUCAAGCUUCGACCAAGGGUUGAUUGGUACUUACUGA